Messenger RNA from Dicrocoelium dendriticum, 771 nucleotides. The record is from the annotation of a GenBank genome assembly. Lineage: Eukaryota; Metazoa; Platyhelminthes; Trematoda; Plagiorchiida; Dicrocoeliidae.
UCAGGGUGUUUUGGUGACCUAUCUGAAGCCGCACCCCGGGGACAGUGAAUGGCAGAGUCAUCUACGCUUGUUAAAUUCGACCAGACCUUUGGACCUUCACACCUACGGAGAUCACUCGCAAGUGAACAUGCUCCGAAUACAGCACAGGCGCGCAUCACAAGAGUUGGAAUUCCUGUGCGAUGGUACAGCAGUCUACGGACAAUGGGAUGCACGGUCGAGGGAGUCGGAUUUCGGCCGCGCCACUUCCCUCCUGGCUCACAAUGGCCGCAUGCUUGAUCUGACCAUGGGUGAACGUCUGGGAUUCGGAUUAGACCAUAUGGACAAGCGAAUUUACCGCAACGCCUUGCAACGAGUGGACACCAGCAUCACAGUGGAAUACGACGGAUGUCAGUACCUUACCAAAGGAGCCGCAACCAAGAUUCGGGUGGAGAGCAGUGACCUUGACGUGCUGCCUAUCAUCGAUUUCAAGGUUCGCAGUUUUGACCGCCAGGGUCUGAGUUCGAUCAGCCUAAAUGUUGGCGCUGUGUGCUAUCAGACGUAGGCUGCAAUCCGUCAAUCUUCCAAGCUGUUCCGGUGAAGCGCAUGUCCAAACACUCCCGCAAAAACCUUUGGGGAUACUGUCCACACAGAUCAACUCGAAAUUGUGGACCUCUUUAUGAGACCAUCCCAAGUGCUGGUGUCGUGUAAAAUCAUACGCUAGCUGUAUUUCAAUGGAUCAUAUCCUACUGCACUACACGCAGAUGCCUUGUUGAUAUAAAGCAAUAUCAUAUA